UUGAUAACAAUAAAUGUUUGUUGGUUGACAAAUGAGUUUUAAUGACUCCAUCCUAAGUGUAUGUAAACUUCCAACUUCAACUGUACAUCUACAUGAUGUAUUGUUACACCAUGUAGGAGCAGUAUAGACCUAGUCUGUUCAUUAUAUACAUCUACAUGAUGUAUUGUUACACCGUGUAGGAGCAGCAUGGACCUAGUCUGUUCAUUAUAUACAUCUACAUGAUGAAUUGUUACACCAUGUAGGCACAGCAUAGACCUAGUCUGUUCAUUAUAUACAUCUACAUGAUGUAUUGUUACACCAUGUAGGAGCAGUAUAGACCUAGUCUGUUCAUUAUAUACAUCUAUAUGAUGUAUUGUUACACCAUGUAGAAGCAAGUAUAGACCUUGUCUGUUCAUUAUAUACAUCUACAUGAAAAAAAGGAAAAUUAUAUUAUUUUAUACUAAUACAAUUGCUCAUAGAAAGAUUUAGUUUAACAUGUAAUUCUCAAAGGUAGGGGUCUGAAUUAUUGCCUCCCAUGUUUUCAAUACUCCAGCACCCUCCCCUUGGGAGGAUAAUGACACUCAAAUGUUUUAUGAGAUUAGAGAACACAUUGGGUGGGAUCUUAGACCAUUCCUCCAUACAGAAUCUCUCCAGGUCCUUGAUUUCUUUUGUCUGUGCUUGUGGACUGCCCUGUUCAAUUCAAACCACAGGUUUUCAAUGGAGUUCAAGUCCAAAGACUGAGAUAGCCAUUGAAAAUGUUGAUUUUGUGCCCAAUUAACAAUUUCUUUGUGGAUGUUGAUGUGUCUUGUUGGAAGAUCUACUUAUGGCCAAGUUUCAGCCUCCUAGCAGAGAGGAAACCAGGUUUUGGGCUAAAAUAUCCUGGUAGUGGGUAAAGUUUAUUUAUUUAGUUAUUUUAUACAGUACUUUUUGCUCAUCUUUAUCAAGGGUAUCAAUAACUAUGUGCUUAUUUUGAUAUCUAGUUAUUUGACUGAAUCAGAAAUACAGAUGUGUAGUAGAUGUAGAGUUUGUUUUAAAUUCUCAUACAAAAAUCUGAACUAAUCAAACAACACUUGUUGCUCUUUGUAUGUGUUGACAUAAUAUUCUUAUUUAAUGGAGAGGGAAAAAACGUUUCCCUAAACUGCUUUUUAAUAUUAUAAUUCAAUGAAGAAGAAAAGUUUUCCCUCAACUGCGUUUCCUCCCUCCAGACAGCAGAUGGCGAUAUGUGUCUUUCAGGCGAUGUUUCUAGUGUGAUGUAUAAUCUAGUGGACGGAACGCUUCUUCAACAACUGCAGCCACCUCGGUAGCUCGCUAGACAACAAAGUCGGAACAUUCAAGUUCUUUAGACAAUUCCGUGGUUUAUUUGCCACUAUGAUUUAAACAUACCUAUGUGGAAACAACUAGUUACCCCAUUUAAUUUAAUAUUUACGUAAGUCAACUAGCUGGCUGGUUAAGUUAGCACUAUUCUAGUCGCUAAUGCUAACUAGCUAUUAUCCCCCACCAUGAGCUCACUAAGUUUCUCUCCUGCUGAAGAAGAGUAGGUCUGCUGGACGGAGAAAGAAGUUCUCAUGAAAGAGGAGGAGGAAGAGGAGGCUGUUACAAUACAGAAACAAUUAGAGGGUGAGGCUGUUACAGUGAAAGAAGAAGAGAAAGACGCCUUCAGAGUGAAAGAGGAGGAGGAUGUUACUGUGAAAGAAGUGGAAUAUUCGGUUUUUGGAGUGGAGGAUGAAGUGAAAGAAGAGGAAGACGUUUUAGGAAUGAAGGAUGAGGAGGGGGAGAUUACUGUCACAUUAGAGGAGGAUGAAGAAGAGAAGACUGGAGAACUGAUUAACACCAAUACCUUGUAACUGGAGAUUCCUUCAAAACGAUUGCCUACGGUUACCAGGUAGGGCACUGGAAGGUUCGGUGACCAUGGUCAUCUGGGACUGCCUCCUGGAGGAAUUCAGGUGUAUGAAGGCUACCUGUGUCCUGCGUAACUUCAUGAGGAUGGACACAAGGACCAGGAGGGGAUCUGCUGCUCGCCGCCGUGUGCCAGAGGAGAAGUCUACUGCUCUGCAGGAUGUUUCAAGGAUGGGGUCCAACAACGCAGCAAGAGAGGCAAUCCGGGUGCAUGAGAUCUUCACCUCCUACUUCUUCAACAAGGGUGCUGUUCCCUGGCAACACCAUAGACUACACUAUGCACAACCAAAGUCUCUUUUAAGAGUCAUUCACAUUACAAUAAGAGUAUUCUUCCAUUUACUUAGCUAUGUCAACUGCAGUUAUUCCAUUCACAGUUUCUCUCCCUUUGAUUUCUACUUCUCAGGUGAGGGUGCUGUUUAGAUAAGGGUGUGAUGUCUGUGCAAAAAACAAAACAGACUACUUUAAAUCACUAAUAUUGAAAAAAAUUGUGCGCAUUAGCCCAUAGCACGGUGCCUGACCAGUCACAUAUUCACCACGGUAAGCAUGGGGAGUUGGCUCAGGUUUGAAUCCUGAUUCUGGCACACUCCCCAUGUGCCUCCCUCCCCAAAAAUUUUGGGCCUGCCUUUCGGGCUUCCUUUGUAGCCGUUAUCCUUCAUAACGCUGCCGCUCGGCUUUAGCUGCUACCUUCGCCUACCUCUCUGCAUCUACCUUCUCCCAGGGCAGGCGAUCCUUCCCAGCCAGGAUCUCCUCCCACUUCCAGGAUCCCUUGCCAUUCAAAAUGUUCUCCCACGUCCAUUCCUCCUUACCACGCUGCUUGGUCCGUUUGUGGUGGGAAGUUCUGUCAUGGCUGUUGAAGGAAGUGGACCAAGGUGCAGCGUGAUAUGUUUUGAUGUGAGAGGAUGCCAACCCCCAGUCCCAUCAUCGCCACCUCACCUGCUUUAAAGAUAACCUUUUGGGCCAACGAGAGACACUAUUAUGUAAUUGUGAUGAACUGAGAGAAUAUUUAGGUAGCACUUUAAUUCAUUAAUCAUGUGCUGCCUUCCCUGCUCCUAUGUGCUUACCUCUUUCCCUUUCUGUCUUUUACACCUCUCUCACCGCCUCCUUUUUCUUCCUCUGUUUUUAUAAUGCACAACAUCUGUGCAUUGAAGUACAGAUUGAACUUGUAUUUAUAACACUUGGAUAAUGAGCUUUUCAAUAAAGCGUUUCACAUUCUCUACUGGUUGAAAUGAAGUAUAAUGUGAUGAAAUACUCCACCUAUCCUGUGUUUAUCAGAUCAAUGCAGAUGAAGGGCAUUAGAUAUUGAGAUGAACCGGUAUUAGAGUAUUUACAUGAUGCAUAGGAAGUGUAAUGUACUGUUUUUUAACAUUAUAUUUCUGUAUAUAUGAAUUAACUAGUUCAAUCCUGUUUCCAGUCUAUUAGUUAGAAUGUGUAACCAUUGAUGUCCCAGGACCAAGAUUGGUAAACACUGUUGAAGUGUAUAAUUGUAAUACAUACAUGAAGACACAGCGUCAUUCAAAGACUGGAACUUGACACUCCUGGUAUUGGAUAUGACUGAAAAAUAAUCUCAAAGACAUUCAUACCUAAACUGCACAUUUAUUUGCCAAGGUAGAGUACAUGAUCAGUGAAUAUAUUAAAUGUACAGGCUACAAUGUGGAGAGCUCAUGCAUGGUAAUAACUACAUGUAUAUAUGACUUGCAUCCUUGGCACAACAUGAUAUUAUAUUCUACUCAGUCCAUAGGCUUCAUUAAUGUCAUUCAGGCUGUUUUGAAGUUCAUACAACUGGCUAUGAUAGCUGAGGUUCAUAUCUAGGUUCUGAACUAAUUUGUUUACCAAACGUUUGGGUCCAUACACAGAUCGGCUAGAUAGCUAGCUACACAUCCAUAGGCAUACAGGGAUUUUAAUCAUCCAUUGCACAAAAAGCAAGAACAUAGAUAGCUACGUUAUUUCAUCUAUUUGCAGCCAAAUAUCAGCAAAAUUGUACAUUCAAUUUGCAGUAAACUCUUCAGCUAGGUAGAUUCUAUAGAUCCACUGUUUCACAAAACUACAGCCUGGUUUGCUGGUUGUUUCAGGAGUCCCUAAAACAACCAGAAUGACAAUUUCAUACUCAUGUCACAACACCCAUAAAGCUAGCCCAGCUAUGUUAGCUGAUGUUAGCUUAUAGCGAUUUUCGUAAAUUAACUUUAUGAUUAAAUGAUUUUAAAAAAUG
This is a messenger RNA of Oncorhynchus nerka (sockeye salmon), 4081 nucleotides long. Its product is annotated as cilia- and flagella-associated protein 251-like. The transcript is spliced from 3 exons. Lineage: Eukaryota; Metazoa; Chordata; Actinopteri; Salmoniformes; Salmonidae. The coding region runs from base 1545 to 1823 and encodes 92 amino acids. The record is from RefSeq and is a predicted model, not a curated record.